Molecule: messenger RNA, 2281 nt
Organism: Spodoptera exigua (beet armyworm)
Lineage: Eukaryota; Metazoa; Arthropoda; Insecta; Lepidoptera; Noctuidae
Source: the annotation of a GenBank genome assembly
CUAAACUUGUGCUACAUGACGCCAGUAAAUAAAUUAAAUUGAUUGACAAAUCCAUGUGUAUGGUAAUUAUUUAUUUUUGUAAUGUCAUCUUAAGUACUCGAAUGAUAGUAUGAUAACCUUUGUUGUUUAUUCUUACAGUAUAAAAUAUAUUGUUAUCUAAAUACUUGAACGUGGAUCAUUAUUCAUGUCUAAUUUACUACUUCGUUCUACUAAUUCGUACUUCUUGCAGCAGUAGCUUAUACCGACAGACCUAGAUACUACGCCGCAGUACAAUUUGCCCGCUUACGUAACAAUAUAGGUAAUCGAAAGGAUUUUAUUGUGUUACGAGCUAGUCAUGUUUAUUCGUAUAUUUUACUUGUAAACUUAUAGUUGUAUCUUUAGGUUGUCAACUCGUUUCUAAGAGUUGUAUAGGUACCCACUAAUCAAAAAUAAAACAAUGUUUACGUAUCCAAAGGAGCUCUUUAUUAUCUAACACCAUACAAUCUAUGCAGUAUGCAGGUUUGAAAUCUACAAAGUUUAUUUAUCAGUAUCAUUGUUAACUUGGUGUGAGGCACUACUCUCAAUUUGUGUGCGAGGUAAAUUAAUUAAUUUCGAAAUGAUAAAAUCAUUAGCGUCUUUUGUGAAGUUAGUAAAUAAAAGUACUGUGUUUUUGGAACAAGUUAGAUAUGCGUCACAAGCUUUGCCACAGUUAUCUUCGGAAAAAUACAAUAUUCGUAGAAAAGACUUCGGUAAGAUCGAGCCAUCAGACGUGGACUACUUCCGAUCCGUACUCAGUGAAGAUCGAGUGCUGACUGAAGAAAGUGAUGUUUUACCUUACAAUGUAGACUGGAUAAAAAAUUGCAGAGGACAAUCAAAAGCUGUACUAAAACCAAAAAAUACUGAAGAGGUGUCAACUAUCCUAAAGUAUUGUAACGAGAGAAAACUGGCAGUAUGCCCGCAGGGUGGCAACACCGGACUCGUUGGCGGAUCCGUGCCCGUAUUCGACGAAAUUGUAAUAAGUUUCGCACUGAUGAACAAAAUCAUCGACCUGGAUGAUCUUUCAGGAGCUUUAGUUUGUGAAGCCGGUUGUGUUCUGGAGAAUCUAGACAACCAUGUACGCGAACGUGGGCUUAUAAUGCCUUUAGAUUUGGGCGCAAAAGGGACUUGCCAUAUUGGUGGGAAUGCCAGUACUAAUGCAGGUGGCUUGAGGUUACUGCGAUAUGGUAACCUGCAUGGAUCAAUAUUGGGUGUUGAAGCUGUAAAAGCUGACGGCACCGUCAUAGACUGUCUUAGAUCGUUAAAGAAGGAUAACACAGGGUAUCAUCUAAAGCAUCUCUUCAUAGGAUCUGAAGGGACCUUAGGACUAGUCACUAAAGUAGCUAUACACUGCCCUGUGCUCCCUAAGUCGGUGAAUCUGGGCUUCUUCGGUGUUAAGAACUUCGAAAAUGUUUUAAAAUUAUACAAAAGUGCUAAAUCUAAGCUGGGUGAGAUAUUAUCGGCCUUUGAAAUGGCCGAUUUUGACUCUAUCAACUUUACUGCUAAGAACCUGAAGCUACCAAACCCUAUCUCGGAUUAUCCGUUUUACGUGUUAGUAGAAACACACGGGAGUGAAGAAACUCAUGAUGGCGAGAAGCUGACGCGGUUUCUAACGAAUGAGAUGGAGUCAGGACUUAUUUUGGACGGAACUGUUACCUCGGAGCCCGCUAAAAUGCAGACAAUCUGGAAUCUACGUGAAAGCAUAGCGGCAGCAGGGUUAGUCGGCGGCUAUGUAUUCAAAUAUGAUGUAUCUAUACCGUUGAAGAACUACUACGAUCUUGUCCCUAUAUUAAGAAAAAGACUCGGCGAUAAGGCCGUCAAAGUUUUCGGCUACGGACAUGUCGGUGACGGGAACAUACACAUUAAUGUAACAGUACCACAAUAUACCAAAGAAGUGUCUUCUAUGCUAGAGCCAUUCAUUUUUGAAGAAGUGAGCAAACUGAAUGGCUCUAUCAGCGCAGAACAUGGUAUCGGCUUUAGAAAACCCAAGUACAUACAUUACAGCAAGGACCAAUCUGCGUUAGGACUUAUGAAGGACCUCAAACAACUGAUGGACCCUAAUGGAAUACUUAACCCUUACAAGGUCUUGCCUGACCAUAUUUAGCAGAAAGGUGUCAUUCAAAGGCAUAUCUUAAGUACAUUACAAUAAUUAUAGAUUACGGGGUUGCGUAAUAUGUCAUAAUACAUAAGUACAAGUCGCGCUGAUAACGGACGCUUUAAGAUACGAAUAAAACAAAACAAAUAUUAUUUAAAUGACUUUUAUUAA